Letharia columbiana is the source of this 2814-nucleotide messenger RNA. RefSeq lists its product as uncharacterized. NCBI's taxonomy places the organism in Eukaryota, Fungi, Ascomycota, Lecanoromycetes, Lecanorales, Parmeliaceae. Bases 1 to 2814 code for a protein of 937 amino acids. The transcript has a single exon. The record is from RefSeq and is a predicted model, not a curated record.
AUGCGCGACAACUCCUACUCGUCAGAUAUGGGAGGCGAGGAUCCGGAUUCGACUCACCACACGAUAUCAGAGGAAGUGCAAGAUUCUAUCAUGUCUUCCGACGGCGAAAUAACUGGCAUUUAUAGCCCGCCUCCCCGCAUAGCAUCUCGAAUCUAUAAAUCUACCUUGACCCGCCGAAAAUCAUCAGCAGCAUCAUCUCGACUGAACUCCAUGUCCUCACACCACUCCAGUCGAUCCACGCGAUCUGCUCACGGCGGCCCUCAGAGUACUCAUGUUGCCCAACAUCUCCGACGUGCUUCUAUAAUAGAGAGCCGUAAAGCCAAAGCAGCAGACAGAAAUGCACAUGCUGAGAAGGUCAGGCUACGAGCAGCUAUGAAUAAAGCAGCUCCACGUACUACUACGAAUAGCGAAGAGCGCGCCAUUGCCGCGCAACAAGCAAGAGAACGAUACCUUGCUCAGGUCAAGGCCAGUUGCGCCGAAGAAGUCAAGCGAUCGAAACGGGUGGCUGAAGAACAGCGAGAGAAAAGGGCUGCUGAACAUCUCAAGCUUAAAGAGGAUAUGGAAGAAAGGCAUGCGGAAGCCGAGAAGAGAAAAGCUCUCCUACAACAAAGCCAGCGGCGUACAAGGACGAUUAGUUUGCCGUCUGUGGAGGAGAAACAGGUCGUUGCAUACGUAUGGAAACCGAAGAACCAUGACCAAGCGGCACGAAUCAUACAGCGCACCUGGCAAAAUCGGCAGCGUAAACUUACGAUACAAGAAUUUCUGCGACUUGGUUUGACCGUUGAAGCGGUUCAGAAAACAAGUUUUGAAGAUGUUGGAGUGCUCUUAAAUCAGGAAAAUGUACUCUCCUGCACGACGAAGAUGCUGAAGCUUUGCGGACUCAAGGAUAUGGGAGAUGAUGAUGCGGCCGAGAAGGCGGCUGUUCGAACCUUUUUAAGCACGUUUCUGAUCCUUGGCCAUCCAGCUCAAGUGCUGAGCAAAGAAGGCGAGCAAGAACAGGAUCUCGUGAACAAAGCGAAGGAUCUUCUUCUUCAUUUCGAUCGUAUCAUCGACGACUCGUCAGGUCCGAGGCAUUCAGUCCUAUCGGCUCAGCUUGCAGAGCUCUCAGAGGCGUACGCUUCUUUUCAAGCAGCCUUUGCUGCUUGGAAAGCACAUGACUCGUCCUAUUUGGUGUCAAAUAUGCUUGCCCAAUUUGUUGAGCUUGAUGCUAUAUGGCAAACAGUCAAAGACGACAAGGACGGCGAGGUAGCGGCAGACUAUAGAGAAGGCAUCCAGCACAACCAGACUUUGGUGCUUGUCCGGCUCAAAAGACUCGCGGGUCCAGAAAAUGCUAUGAAGAUGAUUAAGCACGCAAUUCGAGCAAGCAGAAAGAUAAGAUCAACCCAAAGCCCUGCUCCUGACAACAAACCAAGAGCCGCGCCGGUUGACCAAGCUUCGACCGAGUCUGUUAUGCCAGAAGUACCCGCUCCAAGGCCGGCGGAAUCUCCAUUCACGGCUGCAAAAGGAAAGGAUCCUGCGAAACAAAAACUCGAGUCUUCAACGCUGUUGCCUGACAACCGACACAUACUGCAUGAGCUUGCGAUCAACAAAGAGUUCAAAGUCGAUCUACAGCCACGUAUUGACCUGCGGGACACUCUUAUCGAUGAUGUGUCAAGAAGCAUGCAACAAGGCCUCGAUGCUGCAGAGGGAGAGAUCUGGGUCCCUGCCAUAGCGAAGGUGAUAUAUGAGAAACUCCUCCGUUUGUUGACACCGGGAAACUCGCUUCAUGUCUUGAUCUCCGAAACCCUCGACCCUGCAAUGGUCGCGAAUCAAGUUAAGAACGGGGCUUUUUCGUACGAUAAAUUCUUCUCCUUCAUGAACACCAUCCUACCAAAGUUGUGUGCACCUGUUCGAGACUCCGAUGUUAAGGACCUUGCAGAGAAUCCAAGCCACGAUCCUAUUAAACAGCUGGCUAGACUCUAUUAUGUUAUCGACCUACUCUUGCUCGAUCACAUGAACUUUAUGCUGCAGAGAUUGGGACCAACGCUUAUCAAUGGAUCUGUUGACUAUGAGAAAAAUUGUUUCCUAACAAGGCUGGAGGAUCAGUUUCCUGUAAAGACACUAAGAUGGUGGAGAGCCGCAGUGGCCAAGACGAGAGAAGAGCCAUUGAGACGAACAGUGGAGGGCAUUUCAAGCCCAGCAGCCAGGGUUACAGCUGAUAGGAUAUACAUGUACGGACUUGUUGAUCUUGCCAUCACAACGAACAAAGUCGAAGAUGCAGAAAUUCCCGAAACCCUUGAGCUCGACACUCAGCGUCUGGCACGCAUUCGCUCAGAUACUCUCCGCUUGAUUACAGUAUCGUCUAUCCUUCUCACUGCAAAGAAUCUCCUCAGACGCGACGUACGGUCCCUCUGGAAACUUGAGAGCCAGCGGAUGUGGGAUUUGCCAUUUUCGUCAUCGCCGGCGGCAUUCGUCGCUAUCGUUGAAUCUCGCUACGCCCUCCCACCGACUACCAGACAGCAACUCACCGGUACAAUAGCGCGCCUGCUCACAGACGCUCGAGCAGGACAAGUAAGCCACCCUGUCAUGAAAGUGCUCUUGAAGAAAAUCUAUGCCCACGUUCUCGCUCGACUCGCGGCGUCGAGUGCAGAAGAACGCAUUCGGACGAGUACUACUGCCAGUGAGGUCUUGGGAUCGAGCGGGAUGCCGGAGUCCGUGGCAAAGAUUGGCGACAUAGUACAAGAGCUGGGCAGGGUGGCAGAUGUGGAUCGGGAAGCUCAUGGCAAAUGGUACGAUGAGGUUGCCAAAACAGCUACCGAGGAGUCUAAUGAGUGA